AUGGUAGAUGCAACAAUAGGAUAUGAACAGAUGAAAUUUUUAGACGCUUAUUCUGGUUACAAUCAAAUCCCAAUGGCGGAAGAGGAUAGAAUAAAUACGGUCUUUAAGACUGAACGAGGACUGUACUGUUAUAUAGUAAAGUCGUUUUGGCUGCGCAAUGCCGGGGCGACAUAUCAGCUACUGGUGAACAAAAUCUUUGCUGAACAGCUGGGAUGGAUUAUGGAAGUGUCCAUUGAUGAUAUGGUUGUAAAAUUUGAAAGAGAAGCCGACCACUUGACACAUUUGGCAAAAUGCUUCAAGGCGUUUAAUAGAUAUAAUAUGAAAUUGAAUCCAGCGAAGUGCGCGCUUGGGUGCUUCAAAAAGAGUUCACAGACCUUAUGGGGAGACGAACAACGCAAGGCAUUUGAAGAAUUAAAAAGUUAUCUGAGUUCCCCGCCAGUGUUGAGCGCGCUAGUGUUGAGCGCCCCAGAGCAAGAUGAAGAGUUGUACAUGUACCUGGUAGUGACAUCAGUAGUGGUAAGCGCAACGCUAUUCAAAGAAGUCGAAGGGAAACAAAAGCCAAUCUUUUACGUGAGUAAAACACUGCUAGACGCCGAGACGCGCUACAGUAUGCUGGAAAAGCUGGUGCUUGCUCUCAUGACAACUAAGAAAAGAUUAAGGCAAUACUUUGAAACUCAUGUGGUAGUUGUGUUGACUAAAUUCUCGCUCAAACAGAUACUGGCGAAGCCAGAUUUGUCUGGAAGCAUGUCCAAGUGGGCAAUCGAUCACUCUGCAUAUGACGUCAGCAGAAGACUGAUAUGGGUGAUGAGUAUGGAUGGCUCAGUAAAUUCCAGUUUAGCUGGCAUAGGUGUGGUGUUAGAGGCUCCAUUCGGAUUAAGGAUUGAAGAUGCCCUGAAAUUACAAGAUAAGGUUAUCAAUAUUGAGGCAUUGAUAUAUAGGUUGGAGUUGGCGAGUAGCCUGGGCAUAAAGCAGUUGCAAAUUAGAACAGAUUCCAAACUAGUAAGUGAGCAGGUGCCUCGAGAAAUGAAUCGUCGCAUAGAAAAAUUGGCUAUGAAGGCCUCAUCAGGCAAAUGCACCCGCAAGUCUUUAGUUAUCCUCAGCACGACAAAAGUCGAUGGAUGUCCGGCAUGCUUUGAAAUAUGGCAGCCUAAUGAAUGUUGGAUGGAUCCAAUCAUACAGUAUCUAAAAGAAAGAACAGAGCCAGACAUCAUGGAUCAAUCCAGGAGUUUAAAAGCCAAAGUUGCACGAUAUACAUUGAUCAAUGAGCAGUUCUACCGAAUGUCCUUCAACUGCCCAUGUUUGAGAUGUUUAAAUCCAAACGAGGCCAAAAGUUUGAUUGAGGAAAUCCACGAAGGGAUAUGCGGAAAUCAUUCCGGAGGAUGGAGUUUAGCUCAUAAAGCUCUAACUGCCGGAUAUUAUUGGUCGUACAUGAUGACUGAAGCUGGAUGGUACGCAAAAAUGUGCGAUAGGUGCCAGCGACAUGCACCACUGAUGCACCAACCUGCUCAACCUUUGCAUUCAAUUGUUGCACCAUAG
This is a messenger RNA of Humulus lupulus (European hop), 1536 nucleotides long. RefSeq lists its product as uncharacterized. The transcript is spliced from 4 exons. Gene Ontology annotation, molecular function: nucleic acid binding. NCBI's taxonomy places the organism in Eukaryota, Viridiplantae, Streptophyta, Magnoliopsida, Rosales, Cannabaceae. The record is from RefSeq and is a predicted model, not a curated record. The coding region runs from base 1 to 1536 and encodes 511 amino acids.